UAUCAGCGUUGUCGAGCUGUGCCCAGUUCUUCCUCACAAUCAGCUUUGAGGAGUCUUUGCAGAGGUAAUCUCCUGGAGUCGUUUGUCGGCAAAACCAACUGAGAGUCAUAGAGGACAGAGAGAUGUGGAUAGUUAUUCCCGGUGGCAGGAAACAUUGGAAUCACAGGUCAAACGGAACUAGAGUCCACAGACAAGAGGCAGGAGUGGGCAGUUACAAAUGUGUCUGAAUCUGGAGAACUGGGAUAGAAAGAGUUCAACGAAUCUGCACGUUAUUUAUUUAUGUUUAAUGUAAUUGAAUGAAACGUUAUACAGUUAUCACCACGACAGACGUGAAUGAAUGGAGCGUGGUUAAUGCUGUAGGUGUAUUGAAGCUGUGGAUUACUAUCAAGACAGGGUCGAAGAUGGAGUGUGAUCUCAUCAAGGAGGAGGUCCUUGGGCAGGCGUGUGCAACACCACCAAAGCCAUUUCGAAAGAAGACUCCUGUUCCAGAUAAAGAGGUGGACCCUAUACUAGAAUCACACUUCUUUGCAAGGGAUGUCCGUGCGUUCGGGUCUAUCCACAUUAAAGAGGACCCAGAACUAAAAUCUUUCCAUGUUAAGGAAAUCCCUGAACUGCACUCUGACUUUGAAGAGAAUAUCCGUGAGCAUGGAUCUGUCUGUCUUGUAGAGGGAGAGGAGAACGGAAAGGACACGCGCCAAGAUCAAAUGCAUACUGGGGACACUUUGUAUUGCUGCAUUGAUUGUGGGAAGAGUUUUAGUUCUUUAGACGCCCUUUCAAAUCACCAGCAAGUUCACCCAAGAGAAACCUCGUUCCACAGCGCUGGCGGGAGCGUCUGUGAGUCUCAAGAUCAAGAGACAUCCGAGACCAAAGGAAACGUGGAUCAAGAAUGUCAAUCUUACCCCUGCUCUCACUGUAAGAUAUAUUUCACUGGGGAACAGCACCUUGAGAAGCAUAUCCAAAACAGACACACAGAGCACCCCUUUCCCUGCGCUCUCUGUGGGAAGAGUUUCAGAGACUCUGACAAACUGAAAAAGCACCAGCAAAUUCACACGGGACAGAAACCGCACCACUGCAAUGAAUGCGGGAAGAGUUUCACUCAGUCUUCAGCUCUGAAAACGCACCAGCGAAUCCACACAGGGGAGACCCCCUAUCACUGUGCCGAAUGUGGCAAGAGAUUCAAGCAGCUGGGAGCUCUUAAAACUCACCAGCGUUAUCACUCUGGAGAUGCUCCCUACCGCUGUGCUGAGUGUGGCAAGACUUUCAAACAGUUAGGAGACCUUAAAAAACACCAACAAGUUCAUACUGGUGAGAGGCCGUAUCACUGUACCGAAUGUGAGAAGGGUUUCCGAGACUUGGGACACCUUAAGACGCACCAGCGACUUCACACAGGAGAGACUCCCUAUCACUGCAAUGAGUGCGAGAAGCGUUUCAAGCAGUUGGGCGAUCUGAAAACGCACCAGAGAAUUCACACAGGAGAGACCCCGUAUCGCUGUAUCGAUUGCGGGAAGAGUUUCAGAGAGUCUGGGCACCUUAAGAAACACCAGCGCAUUCACACAGGUGAGGCGCCGUAUCGCUGCACUGACUGUGGGAGGCGUUUCAAGGAUUCCGGGAACCUUAAAAGACACCAGCGGAUUCACACAGGGGAGACCCCACACCAGUGUACGGACUGUGGGAAGAGUUUUAGACAUUUGGGAGAUCUUGUGAAACACCAGAGAGUUCACACAGGAGAGACACCCUAUCACUGUAUUGAAUGUGGAAAGAGUUUCGGGCAAUCCGGCACCCUGAAAACUCACCAGCGAACCCACAAAAGAGACAAGUCGCUGAACUAAAUGCAAGACUAAAAGCUGGUUCAUCUUUUAAAAGCAUCAGAGUGUUUUUACAUAAAUGACUUAAGUUUAGUGUUAAACAAUGCUCAUUUGGUAAAAGCACAGCUGCUUGGAGUGCAGGGCGAGUCUUCCAGCACAAGUCUGUGUCCUAGCUGUGCAAAGUUGUUGGUCCAAAGGGAGUAUCGCAUUGGUGCUGGUGCUUCUGUGGGUUAGGGAGGAAUUGCUACAGUUUUAGUUAUGUACCUUAAUUUGGAACCUAAUGCAUUGGAUUAAAAGUAGCUGCUGUUGCCCGUCUUCAGUUGUAAUAGUAUAAUAAUGUGUUUUGAUUUCAAAUGUCAUAAUUUUAGAAUGUAUGGAAUAGAGUAUUUACAAUAUUAAAAUGUUCAUGAAACGAUGUGAAAACACAGCCCUAUAUUAUACUGUAUGUGCAGAAGGCAACAAUUUGUAUGGAAGAGAAUUUGACAGUAAAGAUAAAUCAAUUUCUGAUAAACCCAUGAAAUAUGGUGGUUUUGCCCUUUGGUUCAGUGUGAAAGAUAGCAGGGCUUGUCUUCAAUAAGAGCCUGAACAUACAGAUGUUCCCAUCCUUCAUGUCUUCAUGUGGAGGAAGCUGUCCUUGUGCAUGAAUAUAGUAGCACUUAUCAGAAUUAUUUCCAAGUUCUGGAUGUGCAGUUUUGGGGAAUCUGAGCGAUUGCUUUUUUCUUUUUUUAAUAGAUUGCAAAAAUCUGGUUUAGAUGUUGUUUGGAAACUAAGCAAAAUAUCCCAGUGUAACAUCACCUUGUCGAAUAUAUAUAUA
Acipenser ruthenus (sterlet) is the source of this 2619-nucleotide messenger RNA. RefSeq names its product zinc finger protein 501-like. The coding region runs from base 297 to 1829 and encodes 510 amino acids. The transcript is spliced from 4 exons. NCBI's taxonomy places the organism in Eukaryota, Metazoa, Chordata, Actinopteri, Acipenseriformes, Acipenseridae. The record is from RefSeq and is a predicted model, not a curated record.